CUGCUCUCCCCUCCCCUACCUCCCUUGAUCUUCCAGCUCAGGACACCUGGCCAGACCCAGGCUGGGGAGCUUGCCCCCUGGGUCAAGUGACCAGAGCUGGGGGCUCUGGCCUGAAGACUCCAGCUUCUCUUCUCCAGGUUCCCAUCUGAUGCGGAGAUGGCUGAUGCCCAGAACAUUUCGCUGGACAGCCCAGGGAGUGUGGGAGCUGUGGCAGUGCCUGUGGUCUUUGCUCUAAUCUUCCUGCUGGGCACAGUAGGCAAUGGGCUCGUGCUGGCCGUGCUGCUGCAGCCUGGCUCCAGUGCCUGGCAGGAACCGGGCAGCACCACAGAUCUGUUCAUCCUCAACCUGGCCGUGGCUGACCUCUGCUUCAUCUUGUGCUGCGUGCCCUUCCAGGCCGCCAUCUACACACUAGAUGCCUGGCUCUUUGGGGCCCUCGUCUGUAAGGCUGUGCACCUGCUCAUCUACCUCACCAUGUAUGCCAGCAGCUUCACUCUGGCUGCUGUCUCAGUGGACAGGUACCUGGCCGUUCGGCACCCGCUGCGCUCGCGGGCCCUGCGCACGCCGCGCAACGCCCGCGCUGCCGUGGGUCUAGUGUGGCUGCUGGCGGCGCUCUUCUCGGCGCCCUACCUCAGCUACUACGGCACGGUGCGCUACGGCGCGCUCGAGCUCUGCGUGCCCGCCUGGGAAGACGCACGCCGGCGCGCCCUGGACGUGGCCACCUUCGCCGCCGGCUACCUGCUGCCUGUGGUCGUGGUAAGCCUGGCCUAUGGGCGAACGCUGCGCUUUCUGUGGGCCGCCGUGGGCCCCGCGGGUGCGGCGGCGGCCGAGGCGCGGCGACGGGCCACGGGCCGCGCGGGGCGCGCCAUGCUGGCGGUGGCGGCGCUCUACGCCCUUUGCUGGGGUCCGCACCACGCGCUCAUCCUCUGCUUUUGGUACGGCCGCUUCGCCUUCAGCCCGGCCACCUAUGCCUGCCGCCUCGCCUCGCACUGCCUCGCCUACGCCAACUCCUGUCUCAACCCGCUGGUUUAUGCGCUCGCCUCGCGCCACUUCCGCGCGCGCUUCCGCCGCCUGUGGCCUUGCGGCGGUCGCCGUCGGCGACACCGCGCCCGCUGCCCUCCGACAGCCCGCCGCGCUCUGCGGCGCGUCCGUCCCGCGUCCUCCAGCCCAGCCGGCUGCCCCGGGGACGCCCGGCCUCGCGGAAGGCUGCCGGCGGGCGGUGGCUGGGGAGGGGACUCCAGGGAGGGGCCCGCCGGUGGCAGAGAUGCUGGACGAGCCCUGCUUGCCCGAGGACCCGAAUAAACCUUGCC
Molecule: messenger RNA, 1307 nt
Organism: Otolemur garnettii (small-eared galago)
Lineage: Eukaryota; Metazoa; Chordata; Mammalia; Primates; Galagidae
Gene: GALR3
Product: galanin receptor 3
Exons: 2
Coding region: 157-1299 (380 amino acids)
Biological process (GO): adenylate cyclase-modulating G protein-coupled receptor signaling pathway; neuropeptide signaling pathway; negative regulation of adenylate cyclase activity
Cellular component (GO): membrane
Molecular function (GO): galanin receptor activity
Source: RefSeq, a predicted model, not a curated record